Leptidea sinapis is the source of this 1407-nucleotide messenger RNA. RefSeq lists its product as uncharacterized. The coding region runs from base 1 to 1407 and encodes 468 amino acids. NCBI's taxonomy places the organism in Eukaryota, Metazoa, Arthropoda, Insecta, Lepidoptera, Pieridae. The transcript has 3 exons. The record is from RefSeq and is a predicted model, not a curated record. Gene Ontology annotation, molecular function: nucleic acid binding; RNA-DNA hybrid ribonuclease activity.
AUGGCCGACUUUACCACGGUCAAAUGGGUUGAGUCGAUGCUCUCAAGUAGGAUUGUUAGAUUGAGGCUACAUGGUGUCUUUCUUGAUGUAAUGACCACAAAAGGAUGUCCACAAGGAGGCGUCAUUUCGCCUCUACUAUGGACCCUUGUCAUUGAUGGGCUUCUCUAUAAGAUGGAUGAACUUCGAAUUGACACUCAAGGUUAUGCUGAUGACCUAGUGAUAAUGAAUCGAGGCGACAGCCAAAGUACCAUCUCGUACCUUAUACAAAAAGCGCUUAACAUAAUAUCCAAAUGGUGCCAAGAAAAUGAACUGGCGGUUAAUGCUGACAAAACUGUCCUGGUUCCUUUCACAAGGAAGCGGAAGUUGGAAGGCCUCAUAUCUCCGCGACUGAAUAAUAGAUCGUUAUCGUCGAGAUACCGUUUUCCGACAAGUCAAGUGGACGGUAUUGUGCAAAAGGCAAAAUUUGCCUUAAGUAGUUGUAGUCGUCUUGUCGGCCAAAAAUGGGGUCUAAAGCCCAACAUGGCCCUUUGGCUGUACACAGCCAUUGUAAGACCACUUAUAUCAUAUGGCUCUGUGGUCUGGUGCAGAAAAAUUGCCCAAAAGACCGUUAUUGCCAAAUUAAGAAGCCUUCAAAGAACUGCAUGCGCGAUAACAACAGGAGACAUGACGUCCACGCCGGGGGCAGCCCUAAAUGCACUUCUGAACCUGCCGCCCCUAAACCUAUAUCUACAAAAGGAGGCGAGGGCCAGCAUGCAUAGAGUAAUGACCCAUAUGCGGACUAACUGGCUCUCAAACUCGCUGCGGCUAUUUGAGCAAUUCGUACUGAGAAGUCUUGUAUUAGACAUGGUGAGUGACGCCAUGCUGCCGAAAUUUGACUUCAUUAGCAACUUUAGUAUUGAAUUCCCCACAAGAGAGGACUGGUUAAACAAUCGAAUUACUUGGAAAAAAGGGAGCCUUAAAUGGUAUACCGAUGGAUCCAAGUCGGGUUCUGACGUUGGCUGUGGAAUCUUCGGAGAGUGCCCCAAAUUUGGCAAAUCUGUCAACUUGGGAAACCUUGCCUCCGUUUUCCAGUCGGAGGUAUACGCCAUAAUAGAAUUUGCGGACACCAUCCUAAAUAAAGGCUACGUCGGCAAGUGUAUUUAUAUCCACACAGAUAGUCAGGCGGCUCUGUCCGCUAUAGACUCCAACAGAUCAGUCUCAAAGCUUGUAGACAACUGCCGGACUAUACUGAAUACUCUGGGAAGAAUGAACAGAGUUACACUUCGAUGGGUUCCAGGACAUGCAGGAAUCGAAGGCAAUGAAUACGCCGACGAACUUGCAAGAAUUGGCGCUAAAAGCACUCAAUUUGGCCCUGAACCCUUCUGUGGUGUCCCAAGGAGUCUUUUCGGUACAAUCAGUUCGUGGUAA